This is a messenger RNA of Dipodomys ordii (Ord's kangaroo rat), 1149 nucleotides long. RefSeq names its product guanine nucleotide binding protein-like 1 (gene Gnl1). Gene Ontology annotation, molecular function: GTPase activity. The coding region runs from base 332 to 1042 and encodes 236 amino acids. The record is from RefSeq and is a predicted model, not a curated record. The transcript has 5 exons. NCBI's taxonomy places the organism in Eukaryota, Metazoa, Chordata, Mammalia, Rodentia, Heteromyidae.
CGGAGUUAGCCCGGUCCUCCCACGCGCGCCUCCUUCCCCUCAGCCGCCGCGCUUGUCGGUCCCACUGGCUCUCCCGUGCCGGUAGCUCACCUCCGCAUCACCCCCUCGCCCGGUUCCUAGAGGGAAGUGACUCCGUUCCCCUCCCACCCCCACCCCUGUCCGCCUUUUGCUUUCAGGCAGCCGCCGCACCUAGGUCGGGCCCGCCCGCUGACGUCACCUAGCUCCGCCUCCUCCAGGGUCCCGGGCCCUUGCGGCGGGGGCUGCCCCGGGGGGAGUCAGUUGAGGCGGCGGGAGCUCGGCGGAGGGCGGGCCAGGUUGACUGGUCCGGGCCAUGCCGAGGAAGAAGCCCUUCAGCGUGAAGCAGAAGAAGAAGCAGUUGCAGGAUAAGCGGGAGCGGAAGCGAGGGCUUCAAGAUGGGCUACGCUCCAGUUCCAACAGCCGCAGCGGGAGCCGGGAGCGGCGGGAGGAGCAGACCGACACCUCGGACGGGGAAUCUGUUCUUGCUGGGAUUUACCCCAUCGCCCAGAUUCAAGAGCCCUACACUGCUGUAGGCUAUCUGGCCUCCAGGAUCCCUGUGCAGGCAAUCCUCCACCUCCGCCACCCAGAGGCUGAGGAUCCCUCCGCUGAGCACCCCUGGUGUGCCUGGGACAUCUGUGAAGCCUGGGCAGAGAAACGUGGGUACAAGACAGCCAAAGCAGCUCGCAACGAUGUAUACAGAGCGGCUAACAGCCUCCUGAGGCUGGCAGUGGAUGGUCGUCUCAGCUUAUGUUUCUAUCCCCCGGGCUACAGCGAACAGAAAGGCACCUGGGAGUCUCAUCCAGAGACCACGGAGCUGGUGGUUUUACAGGGCAGGGUGGGGCCAGCUGGUGACGAGGAAGAGGAGGAGGAGGAAGAGCUGAGCAGCUCCUGUGAGGAGGAAGGAGAGGAGGACCGAGAUGCUGAUGAGGAGGGAGAAGGGGAUGAAGACACCCCAACCUCAGCUCCAGGGUCCUGCCUGGCUGCCCGAAACCCUUAUGCCCUGCUGGGUGAGGAUGAGUGCUGAGUCCCCAUCUAGAGCCAUCUUUCCUCCCAAUAUCUUUGCUUUUGGACUGAUCUGGAGGCAUCUCCCGUCUGCCACCCCGAUUGUGAAUAAAGAUUGUCUGCUUUGUA